GUAACGACACGAUACUUAUCCGGUUCAGGCAGAUCUUUUUUGGCAACUGAUAAUUUUUGCAACAUAUUAGAGCUGUGACAAUGUGGGCUGGAGCGAUUGAUUGACUCGACUACAGUCUCGAUUGACCGUUGGUGUCGUGCGGAGUUCUAGUCCUCCUUUUCUGUGACUUGGCUGUGAUUUUUUGGUGAAAUGGUCUCUUUCAACGUGUAUCUUUUGCUGCUGGCUGGUAUUCAGCUGGCCCUGACUGCUCCAAAUCGGGAUCGACGACGCCAAGACACGGAAGGUUGCUCGAGAAGCUUACCGGAUCUGAACGAAUGUGUGGAAAACUCCAUUCAGUAUUUCAUAAACUUUAUGGCUAGUGGGAAAUUAACGCCGAAAGUGGCGAUUACGACGUUCGAUCCGCUGCUACUACCGAACAUGACGAUCAGCCAUCAGACGCAGAACUUUAACGCCAUUUACGUCAACCGGUAUUUAUUGGGUUUGAAGAAUAGUUUUGUUUACAAUACGAGCGUUGAUCUGGACAAUUUGGAACUUAGUUCAACUUUUAUGAUGCCCGCACUGGAGCUACUGGGCAUGUAUUCAGGCGAAUCGCUCGAUGAUCAGGAAGCCACCGAGAACUCAAUCCUAACGAUUUCCAUUCGAAGUUCAACGGUCAAAUUCCGCGUGAAAGGUGAACUCUACAAAUCGACAGCUCGUAUGGAAUUCCUCCGGUUGAACGUAACCGACGUCGAUCUGGCGAUGGGUCCGUACGUGAUCAAUGAUCUGGAUCACAGCACACACAUUCCCCGGGUGAAUCGACAUUUCAACAGCAUUCCACGACCGGAAUUCGUCAAGCUAAUCGAGAAGGACCUCCGAAUGCAGCUCAGUUCUCGGCUUCAGCACAUUGCAAACGAAGUGCUGGCGUUAGCGCCGUAUGAAAAGAUUUUCCCUGUAUGAAAGCACGACCCACGAUAAUAAAAACGCAAAGAUCCUCACACACACAUACAAAAA
This is a messenger RNA of Malaya genurostris, 990 nucleotides long. RefSeq lists its product as uncharacterized. The record is from RefSeq and is a predicted model, not a curated record. NCBI's taxonomy places the organism in Eukaryota, Metazoa, Arthropoda, Insecta, Diptera, Culicidae. Bases 190 to 936 code for a protein of 248 amino acids. The transcript is spliced from 4 exons.